Polypterus senegalus (gray bichir) is the source of this 2679-nucleotide messenger RNA. RefSeq names its product sodium/hydrogen exchanger 3-like. Gene Ontology annotation, cellular component: apical plasma membrane; brush border membrane. The transcript is spliced from 15 exons. The record is from RefSeq and is a predicted model, not a curated record. Lineage: Eukaryota; Metazoa; Chordata; Cladistia; Polypteriformes; Polypteridae. Gene Ontology annotation, molecular function: sodium:proton antiporter activity. The coding region runs from base 72 to 2195 and encodes 707 amino acids. Gene Ontology annotation, biological process: proton transmembrane transport; sodium ion transport; regulation of pH.
CCUUCACACUCACCCCAACGAUCUUCUUCUUCUAUCUUCUUCCACCCAUCGUCCUUGAUGCUGGGUAUUUCAUGCCAAACAGACUGUUCUUUGGAAAUCUGGGCACAAUCCUCAUGUACGCCGUUAUUGGCACAGUAUGGAAUGCUGCAUUGACAGGCUUGUCUCUUUAUGGGGUUUUCCUGACUGGAAUAAUGGGACCUCUCCAGGCUGGCCUGCUGGAUUUCCUCCUUUUCGGGAGCCUCAUUGCUGCAGUUGACCCUGUGGCAGUUUUAGCCGUCUUUGAAGAAGUCCAUGUGAAUGACGUCCUCUUCAUUAUUGUCUUUGGGGAAUCUUUGCUGAAUGAUGCGGUGACAGUAGUCCUUUAUAAUGUCUUUGAUUCAUUUGUCGCCAUUGGAGGAGAAAAUGUAACAGGAGUGGAUUGUGUCAAAGGCAUAGUGUCAUUCUUUGUUGUGAGUAUUGGAGGAACUUUGAUCGGCAUUAUUUUUGCAUUGCUGCUGUCCUUUGUCACUCGGUUCACAAAGCACGUUCGUAUCAUUGAGCCCGGGUUCGUCUUCCUCAUCUCUUAUCUCUCAUACCUCACUUCAGAGAUGCUCUCCCUGUCAGCCAUAUUGGCCAUCACCUUUACUGGCGUCUGUUGUCAGAAGUAUGUCAAUGCCAACAUCAAUGAGCAGUCAGUCACCACGGUGAGGUACACCAUGAAGAUGCUGGCUAGUGGCUCCGAGACCAUCGUCUUCAUGUUUCUUGGCAUUUCUGCAGUUGACCCCAAUAUCUGGACAUGGAACACAGCCUUCAUUCUGCUGACCCUGGUCUUUAUUUCAGUGUACAGGGUGAUAGGUGUUGUAAUCCAGACCUGGCUAUUAAAUCGCUAUCGAAUGGUUCAGUUGGAAAUAAUUGAUCAAGUGGUUAUGAGCUAUGGUGGUCUGCGUGGAGCUGUCGCCUUUGCUUUGGUGGCAUUGCUGGAUCCGGAAAAAGUCAAGGAAAGGAACCUGUUUGUUAGCACCACCAUUAUUGUUGUUUACUUCACAGUUGUGUUUCAGGGCCUGACUAUCAAGCCUCUAGUCUCCUGGCUAAAAGUAAAGAGGAGUGAGCACAGGGAUCCCCUUCUGAACGAGAAGCUCCACGGCAGGGCCUUUGAUCAUGUCCUGUCUGCCAUUGAAGACAUCUCCGGACAAAUAGGACACAACUACAUGAGAGACAAAUGGGCCAAGUUUGAAAGAAGAUUCCUUAGCAAACUACUGAUGCGAAGAUCAGCUCAAAAAUCAAGAGACCAAAUUCUGAACGUUUUUCAUGAACUGAAUAUAAAGGACGCCAUCAGCUAUGUAGCCGAGGGUGAACGGCGAGGAUCGCUGGCCUUCAUUAGGUCUGGAAGCACUGACCAGCUUGUAAAUGUGGAUUUCAGCAGCCAGAGGCCAUCGAUUGUGGAUGCAUCAGUAUCUGCUCUACUCAGACGGGGUAACCCAAGUUCUGUUUGUCUGGAUAUGCAAGCCAUUGAGCAAAAACGAAAAAGCGUUCGAGACAAGGAGGACACUUUGAGUCAUCAUGUCCUGCAGCAAUAUCUGUACAAGCCUAGACAUCAGACGAGACACAAGUACAGCAGACAUGCAAUCACUCCGAAUACAGAGGAUGAUGAGCAAGAGAAAGAAAUAUUCAGGAGGACGAUGAAGAAGCGCCUGGAGUCCUUUAAAUCAACCAAGCUUGGAGUUAACUACAGCAAGAAGUCUAUUAAAAAUUAUAAAAAGGAUUGCACGCCCAGAAAGAGUACGGACUUAAUACCAAAUGGGAAACCCCUGACCCCCAGAUUUCUGCAGAACGUGCUCCACAGCGAUAAAGAUCCUGAAUACUCAGACAUAGAAGAGGCACAUGAACACGAGGUGGCUCACCGGGACAUUGGCAUCAGUUUUAUAGCCUCCGCCACGAGGCAAGCACUGGCUGAGACCUACAAUGGCAUCGACAACCCAACAUUCAUCUUCGAUGAGAAUUUUAUGGUUCGGCCUGCAAUUCCUCCAUGGCUGUCCAAUGAAGACACCGUUAUGCCAUCACAGAGAGCGCGGGUUCAGAUACCAUGGUCACCGAAUAACUUCCGACGCCUCACGCCACUGCGGCUGAGCACCAGAUCUGUAGACUCUUUCCAAAUGGCUGAUGGACCCGUCCCAGAACAUCCAAGGAUGACGCUGCCUGAAGGAACCCACUUAUAAUAUUUGAAUGCUUUGCUCAACACACAGGGUUGGGAUGACCCUGAAAUUAUUUAUAGGAACUAUUUAUCUUUUUUUUGUUUUGUAGUUUGCAGAGACUCCUUAUUGACAAGGAAAUACAUUUUUCUUUAACCGUAUUGGGAUUCUGGUUGUCUCCUUAAAUAUCUGAUGUGACAGUCAUGUCUGUGCCCAAGACGUCUUUUAACCUGCCAUAUGCGAGUUCAUGGACGGAGCUGCAGCUAUUUACAAGUUGACACAACACGGCUAAACUGCUAGCUGCAUGAAAGUGUGUUUUCUCCGUACUUCGGUACUUGAACCAGCUCUAGAAAAUGGCACCACCGAGCACUAGACUACCCAACACCAAUCCACCCAAUACAGUUCCGGGUUCAAAUAAAUGUUUUUAUUUAUUAAAUGCAGUCCCUUCAGAAAGGAACACUUCCACUUUUACAACCAUAGAUAACACACUGCUCUUCUCCCUCCAUCCAGU